Molecule: messenger RNA, 1137 nt
Organism: Schizophyllum commune H4-8
Lineage: Eukaryota; Fungi; Basidiomycota; Agaricomycetes; Agaricales; Schizophyllaceae
Exons: 5
Coding region: 1-1137 (378 amino acids)
Biological process (GO): lipid homeostasis; nuclear envelope organization
Cellular component (GO): nuclear envelope; nuclear membrane
Source: RefSeq, a predicted model, not a curated record
AUGGACUUCGAAUACACCAACAGGCCCAGCAGCAAUACGCCCCCAGCUUGGAGCACUCCGCAGAAGCCGCGCGCAUCAGGCUCCCAUGAAGCCCUCAACCCCUCGCAGCCACCUUUCCCCAGCUCUCCACUGGCCCCCAACUUCGGCUCGAACCAAAACAUCCCGUUCAUCUUCCCGACACCUCGACAUGAGCCUCCGCCGAUGCAGUCAUGGGUGCCCCCGACUGGCUUCUCUGCUGGCCAAGCCUUCCCCCAGCCUGAAGUGCACGACGUCGAUAUGGCCGAAGCAAGCCCAUCGCGGCCGGAAGACACCCGACCAGUGGCCGCUGGCGCGCUCCGACGCGUCUAUAAAGCUCGGCAAAAAUCGCGGGAUACGCGUAUUGCGCGUGUGAGGGAUAACGACGACGAAGAUGAGUCAGAAGACUCGGAUGAGGAGGAGAAGGGCGGGCGGCUGCGUGUCAGACGAGCGAAGGGCGCUCAGCAGACGUCGAAUCACUUCACACUAAACAUGCCGUCGCCCGAGGCACCCAAGUCCGAGACACCAUAUAUUUUACUUGGUUACCUCCAAUUCUUCUUCAACCUAUCCCUCGUUCUCGUCUUCCUCUACCUCCUCGUUCAGUUCAUCCUCACCGUGCAACGGGAUGUCGAGCAUCAGAUCUCGGAAUACUCUAUGGAUGUCGUCCGCGAGAUAACCCUCUGCGUCGCCCAGUACAAGAACAACUUCUGCCACAGCCCCAUCCCCGCCAUGGCUACCCAGUGCGCCCAAUGGAAGACCUGCAUGGACCGUGACCCGACCAAGAUCGGCCGCGCGCGCGUCAGCGCAGAGCUCAUCGCGGAGGUCGUGAACAGCUUCGUCGAGCCCAUUAGCUGGAAGACAUUGGCCUUCACCGUCGUCUCCCUCACCUUCCUCACCGUCUUCAUCAACGCGCUCCUCUCGCUCUACCGCGCGCGCAUACAGCCCCCGCCGGCGCACCCUGCGCACGCGCCGCCUUAUGUAGCCGCGCCGUACCCCUUCUUGGGCGCCCCGCAGCCGGAGUGGACCGCAAGGCCGCCCUGGCGGAAGGGCGAGGAGGAAGAGGAGGAGGCGCCGUCGAGGAGGCGGCGGAUUGAGGGUGGGGCGGCGGUGAAGGUGAAGUAG